UUUAAGUGAAGUCAAAAGUGAGCUCUGUUGCAAAAAAUGGCACGUCAAAUCUUUGUGUUGGUUUCUGUGUUAUCAGUCGUUGCUUUUACAUUGGCUCAAGAGCCACAAGUGCAAUUGCAACCACAGCCACAAGUUGUUCGUGAAUCGAAUAACAAUGAUGGCUCUGGAAAUUACUUAUUCACCUAUGAGUUGGAUAAUGGUCAGAUCUUUUCUGAAGCUGGAGAGCUGAGAACAAUUGGGGACCAACAGGCAGUAGUUAAGAGUGGUGCUUAUUCAUUUGUUGGAGCUGAUGGAAUAACAUAUUGGGUGACUUAUACAGCGGAUGAAAACGGAUUCCAUCCAAUUAUCGGAACUGGCCCUGGUGGAAUUCAACCAGGAGCAGAUGCACAAAUCGCUCCGAACACACUUAAAUCGCUAGUUGGAUAGACAACGAUCUCUUAAGGAAUCAGACAACAAAUCUGAAAAGUUUUUUUUCUGCAAACUGAUACAUUCCACAGUUCUAUCAAGUGAUGAAACAUACAAUUUGUGUGA
This is a messenger RNA of Sitodiplosis mosellana (orange wheat blossom midge), 531 nucleotides long. Its product is annotated as flexible cuticle protein 12-like. Gene Ontology annotation, molecular function: structural constituent of chitin-based larval cuticle. Gene Ontology annotation, cellular component: chitin-based extracellular matrix. NCBI's taxonomy places the organism in Eukaryota, Metazoa, Arthropoda, Insecta, Diptera, Cecidomyiidae. The transcript has 4 exons. The record is from RefSeq and is a predicted model, not a curated record. The coding region runs from base 37 to 426 and encodes 129 amino acids.